This is a messenger RNA of Rangifer tarandus platyrhynchus (Svalbard reindeer), 1338 nucleotides long. The record is from the annotation of a GenBank genome assembly. Lineage: Eukaryota; Metazoa; Chordata; Mammalia; Artiodactyla; Cervidae.
AUGGAGCUGCGGGCCUGGGUCCUGCUCUGGAGACUUGUGCUUCUGCAGAGUUCUGCCGUCCUUCUGUCCUCAGGGCCAUCUGGGCCCGCGACCUCCGACAGCUCCGUGGUGUCCGAGUCCGCAGUAAGCUGGGCAGCAGGCGCCCGGGCGGUGCUGCGCUGCCAGAGCCCGCGCAUGGUGUGGACCCAAGACCGGCUGCACGACCGCCAGCGCGUCGUCCACUGGGACCUCAGCGGCGGCCAGGCUGGCGGCCGCGCGCGCCGACUGGUGGAUAUGUACUCUGCGGGCAAGCAGCGCGUGUACGAGCCGCGCGACCGCGGCCGCCUCCUGCUGCCUCCCUCCGCCUUCCAAGAUGGCAACUUCUCGCUGUUCAUCCGGGCGGUGGAGGAGACUGACGAGGGGCUGUACACUUGUAAUCUUCACCACCAUUACUGCCACUUCUACGAGAGCCUGGCCGUGCGCCUCGAGGUUACCGACGACCCCCGGGCCGCCGGCGCGCACUGGGACGGCGAGAAAGAGGUGCUGGCUGUGGAGCGUGGCGCGCCUGCGCUGCUGACGUGUGUGAACCGCGCGCACGUGUGGACCGACAAACACGUGGAGGAAGCGCAGCAGGUUGUGCACUGGGACCGCCAGCUGCCUGGGGUGCCGCACGACCGUGCGGACCGCUUGCUCGACCUUUACGCGUCCGGCGAGCGCCGCGCCUACGGGCCGUCCUUCCUGCGCGAUCGCGUGGCGGUGGAGGCGGACGCGUUCGCGCGCGGCGACUUCUCGCUGCUCAUCGACCCGCUGGAGCCGGCAGACGAGGGCACUUACUCCUGCCACCUGCACCACCACUACUGCGGCCUGCAUGAGCGCCGCGUCUUCCACCUGAGAGUCACCGAGCCAGCCGCCCGGCCGCCCCCGCCCCCGCGGGACUCCCCGGGCAAUGGCUCCAGCCACAGCGGCGCGCCCGGCCCAGAUCCCACGCUGACGCGAGGCCGCAGCGUCAUCAACGUCAUCGUCCCCGAGGGCCGGGCCCACUUCUUCCAGCAGCUGGGUUACGUGCUGGCCACCCUGCUGCUCUUCAUCCUGCUGCUCAUCACGGUCGUUCUGGCCACCCGGCAGCGCCGCCGUGGAGGCUACGAAUACUCCGACAAGAAGUCCAAGUCAAAGGGGAAAGACAUGAACAUGGCAGAGUUUGCUGUGGCCUCCGGGGACCCGGCUCUUUACAGGAGUGAGGACAUUCGACUAGAUUACAAAAACAACAUCCUGAAGGAGAGGGCUGACCUGGCCCACAGCCUCCCACCUGCCAAGAACAUCGACUUGGACAAAGAGUUCAGGAAGGAGUACUGCAAAUAA